AUGGCGUCCAAAACAAUUCUCAUGACUGGCGUCUCAGGGUUUGUCGGUAUCCAGACCCUUUUGUCUUUCACGUCUGCGGGAUACUUCGUUCGUGGGACUGUUCGGAGCCAGAAGUCUGCAGCGCAAGUACGCACCGCCGCCAACAAGCUUGGAGUCUCUGGUCUGAAGUACGAUCUGGUAAUUGUUCCUGAUAUCACCGCACCAGGCGCAUUCGACAGUCAUCUCGAUGGUGUCGACGGCAUAAUCCAUGUGGCUUCGCCUUUCUAUAACGGUGUCAAGAAUUUUGACGAUGUAUACAUUCCUGCCGUCCAUGGUACUCUUGGAAUUCUAAAAAGUGCUGCGAAAAGGACUGAUGGCAGAAUCAAACGUGUAGUAGUAACAUCGUCAUUUGCAGCUGUCUGUGACUUUUCAAAGGGUCCACGACCAGGGUACGUCUACACCGAGAAGGAUUGGAAUCCGAUCACCAAGGAGCAAGCACUCAAAGUCAAGCCACUUCAAUACGUCGCUUCCAAGAAGCUCGCAGAACUUGCUGCGUGGGACUUUGUAGAAGCCGAAAAGCCAAGCUUCAGCCUCGCGACCGUUAAUCCCCCCAUGAUUUAUGGUCCAGUCGCCCAGCUUGACUCCACUGCGAACUUAAAUCAAUCCGCGCUCGACAUCUGGAACCUGAUGACGGGACAUGUCAAAGAAGUUCCACCAACACCUCUGCCUGCGUUUUGCGACGUUCGGGAUGUCGCUCAAACACACCUUAAAGCAUUCGAGCAUGCGACUGGAGGACGGUUCCUACCAGUCGGUGGGACAUUCCUUUUCCAGGAUGUUUGUGCUAUACUGAAAGACGUGGCGCCUGAAUGGGCCGGCUUAGUGCCAGAUCCAGAAGGUAAACCGCGCCAUGAACAUUUCUUGGUAGACAACUUUUGGACAGAGAAGGAGCUAGGAAUGAGCUUCAGAGGGUUAAAAGAAACAAUUACGGAUACAGUAGAGUCGUUCAGAGCCAUGCAGACAAAACCUAACCUCUGA
Molecule: messenger RNA, 1014 nt
Organism: Alternaria burnsii
Lineage: Eukaryota; Fungi; Ascomycota; Dothideomycetes; Pleosporales; Pleosporaceae
Exons: 3
Coding region: 1-1014 (337 amino acids)
Molecular function (GO): oxidoreductase activity, acting on the CH-OH group of donors, NAD or NADP as acceptor
Source: RefSeq, a predicted model, not a curated record